Molecule: messenger RNA, 666 nt
Organism: Hyalella azteca
Lineage: Eukaryota; Metazoa; Arthropoda; Malacostraca; Amphipoda; Hyalellidae
Product: rho guanine nucleotide exchange factor 28-like
Exons: 4
Coding region: 157-666 (169 amino acids)
Biological process (GO): regulation of Rho protein signal transduction
Molecular function (GO): guanyl-nucleotide exchange factor activity
Source: RefSeq, a predicted model, not a curated record
AUUGACGGGGACCCAGAGCUGCGGCUGCUGGACAAGGAGCCGGAGCUCUGGGUGCACACCGUCGACAAGCCCACGCUGGAAGGCCUCACAGACAAACAGGUCAAGAAGCAGGAGCACAUCUACGAGCUCAUCAUCACUGAGAAACAUCACUGUCGCAUGCUCAAAGUUAUGCAGAAGGUGUUCGUGGUGGGCAUGUCUAAGGAGCUGGGCAUGACAGCGGCCAGCAUACGGCGCGUGUUCCCCUGCCUAGACGAGCUACUGACGCUGCACUGCAGUUUCUUGUGGAGGUUGCGACAGCGGCAGCGAGAUAACCGCUACAUCGCAACCAUCGGGGACCUCCUGCUGGAGCAGUUCGUGGGGGACAACGCUCAGGGCUUCAAGGACGCCUACGGGGUCUUCUGCUCACACCAUCAGGACGCUGUGUCGUUCUUCAAGGAUCUUUGCAAGACAGACCGCCGCUUCAACGCCUUCAUUCAUCAGCGCUACUCUCACCCUCUCAUGAAGAAGAAAGGCAUCCCUGAAUGUAUAUUGUUCAUGACUCAUCGCAUCACAAAAUACCCUCUCAUGAUAGAGGCCAUCAUCAAGUAUAGCAGAGACCAGCAAGAAGAAACCGCCACUCUCCGCAGAGCUCUACAUAAUAUAAAGGUAAACAUGCAGCUUGGGUAG